AUGCACAUCUCAACUCUCCUCGCGACCAUCUUCUUCAUUAUCGCUGCCCUCGCAACGCCCUACCCUUGGGCCGCACCACAAGCCAGUAUCGUCCCUACUCCAAGCGGUACGCGAAAGCACAACCGCACACAUAGGAACAGGCAUAAGGAGCCAACGCCCACGUUCAAGGAAGGAUGCGAGUGCGCCAUGCCGAUUGUGCCGAUGAACCUGCUCAGCGCGAACGAGAAGUGCUUGAUGAAACAAGCUGCGGCUAUGGGUUGCUAUAUGAGCUCCAAGGGUGGAUGUCCGUCACCAGCACCUGCUUGCGGACUCGGACCGCUAUCAGGUGUGCCUAUGAUCUAG
Alternaria atra is the source of this 342-nucleotide messenger RNA. RefSeq lists its product as uncharacterized. The transcript has 2 exons. Bases 1 to 342 code for a protein of 113 amino acids. NCBI's taxonomy places the organism in Eukaryota, Fungi, Ascomycota, Dothideomycetes, Pleosporales, Pleosporaceae. The record is from RefSeq and is a predicted model, not a curated record.